This is a messenger RNA of Callorhinchus milii (elephant shark), 1951 nucleotides long. RefSeq names its product 3-hydroxy-3-methylglutaryl-CoA synthase 1 (soluble) (gene hmgcs1). Lineage: Eukaryota; Metazoa; Chordata; Chondrichthyes; Chimaeriformes; Callorhinchidae. Gene Ontology annotation, molecular function: hydroxymethylglutaryl-CoA synthase activity. The record is from RefSeq and is a predicted model, not a curated record. Gene Ontology annotation, biological process: acetyl-CoA metabolic process.
UUUUUCCCCCUCUGGAGGGGGAUUGCCCUCAAGAACAGUAUAAAUAUCAGUCCCCAUCAGUGUAGACUCAGCUCACUCCUGUCUUGUCUAAGUUUGCACAUCACAGGGAGAGACACAGAGACAGAGAGAGAGAGUGGGGACGGGAACCAGUCAGUGGAGAGUCAGUCCCCGACAUACACACAGAGAUAGGAAGAGGGAAAAUGUUCCGACUCUUCACAAGAGUAAGCCGCUUAGUGUGUACAAAAAAGGGGAGCGCGAGGCCGGUCACAGGGAGGGCUUACACACGGGUAAUUUGCACGGCUUUCCUGCAGCCCAUGGGCAACAUCUCACACUCGUCUGCUAAGAGCUUCUCCAACAUGCCUGGCUCAGUCCCCCCCUGUGCCCAGUCGGGCUGGCCUAAGGAUGUUGGGAUCAUUGCGAUGGAGAUCUACUUCCCGGCUCAGUACGUGGACCAGACGGAGUUGGAGCAGUACGAUGGGGUAGACGCGGGCAAGUACACCAUCGGCCUGGGCCAGUCCAAGAUGGGCUUCUGCUCUGACCGGGAGGACAUCAACUCUCUGUGCCUGACGGUGGUGGAGCGACUGCUGGAGAGAAACCAGAUCCCCUAUGAGAGCGUGGGGCGGCUGGAGGUGGGCACAGAGACCAUUAUCGACAAGUCCAAGGCUGUCAAGACCGUGCUCAUGCAGCUCUUCCAGGAGUCGGGCAACUCUGACGUGGAGGGCAUCGAUACCACCAACGCCUGCUAUGGGGGCACCGCAGCCCUCUUCAAUGCCGUCAACUGGGUGGAGUCCAGCUCCUGGGAUGGUCGUUACGCGCUGGUUGUCGCUGGUGAUAUUGCUGUUUAUGCCUCCGGGAGUGCGCCCACGGGGGGAGCAGGGGCCGUGGCCAUGCUGGUGGGGCCCAAUGCCCCCUUAUCCCUCGAGAGAGGUCUGCGUGGGACCCACAUGCAACAUGCCUAUGAUUUCUACAAGCCAGACAUGGUGUCUGAGUACCCUGUGGUGGACGGGAAGCUGUCCAUCGAGUGCUAUCUGAGCGCCCUCGAUCACUGCUACACACGGUACCGCAACAAGGAGCAGGCGCUGAGACAGAAAGAGGGCAGUGACACGAGGAUCACCCUGCAGGACUUUGCCUAUGUUGUGUUCCACACACCGUACUGCAAACUGGUACAGAAAUCCCUGGCCAGGCUCCUGCUCAACGACUUCCUCAGUGACCCCAACCCCAACACCCAGAGCGGCCUGUACUCUGGCCUUGAGACCUUCAGGGAGGUGAAGCUGGAGGAAAGUUACUUUGACAAAGACGUGGAGAAAGCCUUCCUGAAAGCCAGCUCCGAGCUGUUCCACCAGAAAACCAAACCCUCCCUCACCCUCUCCAACCAGAACGGCAACAUGUACACCCCCUCCGUGUACGGCUGUCUGUCUGCCGUGCUCGCCCAACGCACAGCCCAGGAGCUGUCAGGGCAGCGGAUUGGGCUCUUCUCUUACGGCUCUGGCUUUGCGGCCACACUGUUCUCCCUGCGGGUCAGCUCUGACCCCUCUCCGGGCUCGAGACUCGACAAGAUAGUCAGCAGCCUGGCCGACCUGCAGGCUCGCCUCGACUCCCGGCAUCGCAUCCAACCCGAGGCCUUCGCCAGCAGCAUGAAAGUGCGGGAGGAGACACACCACCUCGCCAACUACACACCUCAGAGCCCUGUGGAGGACCUGUUCCCUGGGACGUGGUACCUGACACAGGUGGACGAGAAGCAUCGGCGGGAGUACGCACGGCGCCCCCUAGAGGAAGUGGGGAGCUACAAGGCAGGGCUGGCGGGCGUGCACGCUAAUGAGCACGUCCCGAGCCCGGCCAAGAAGAUGCCCAGGAUUCCCGGCUCAGCAUCGGGCACCGCCAGCGUCAGCAACGGGGAGCAUUGAAACCGUCACCCGCACACUGCUGGGGGGAGUGGUGGGGGGGGAGUGGU